GACGUGGUUCACACAACCCAUUGACUCAGUAAAGUGAUUUGUUCAAUGUUUGGCACAAAUGCAUAUUGCCAUCGUGGUUUGCAGCGGCUAAAUGUGUACAACAUUACUAUGAGCCAUUGUGGUACAUGGCUUAGAAUGGUGUGUGAACCUAUUUAGGAUGAUGUGAAAACCCAUCCAUUUUUUGUUUGCGGUUACAGGAAGGUAGGGUAUCAAAUUGGCGGGUGGGUCUACACUGUUAUUAUUACAACAUACGUAGCCAUCCACCUAUCCAAGAACUCUGCAGAACAAAGAAACAAAACAAUUAUAUAAAAACAAAGAUAGAACCAAAAACUACUAGACAGACCACACACCUAUGCUAGAGGCCCAAACUAACCCUUCCCCCACUGCCUGGGGGAAUUUAGGCAACUGUACGAUUUCACAGUAUAAGAUGUGAUCCUGUAUCUUUGGUAGAUGAUGUGAUUUGAAAGGAAUGAGAAGGAAUGUUUUCCUCCAGAGAAUGUUAAAUUGAUUAUUCUUUACCCAAAGGAGGAUCUGGAGAAAAAUGGUAUUUCAAUUCGGCUGACUCAGUGAAAACAGGGCAUUUGUGGUUCAUUUUCUUUUACUGUAUAGAAUGGGGAAAAAAAGCUAACUGCUCUUUUUGGCAAGGGAGCCAACCUAUAAGAAGAUGCAUACAUAUUAUAAAUGAUAUCUGGAACUUCAGUUGUUUUUCAGAAAAGAAAUGGUAAUAUGAAUGUGUGAAAUGGUGCAGGUGUUAACGUUCAUUUGUUUGUGUCUUCAAUCUCUUGAAUAUGUUUGUGCAUGGUCUCUUAUAGGCCUGGUUCAUGUAUUGCACUGAGCAAAUCCAUCAUUGUUUGACCAUGCUAAACAUAACUGUAGUUAACAAAUUUCAGUGUCUCUGUUCAUAUAACAUACUAAAUCAAAGUCCAAUCAACCAAAUAAUUUGUGAACCAGGCCAUAUUUCCUUAAGUGAAGUUUGGUCGUAAUUGGAAAAUUGUAUGUACAAUUGUACUUGCAAUAUCUUGCAACUUCAAAUCUUACUGAGUUGCGAGGUAUAAAUUAAGACCAGACUGAAAUUUUGAGGGUAACAAAAUAUGAUUCUGCAUGUUUAUCGAUAAAUGACUGACUAAAAUUUCAACAUAGAAAUAUUAUUUGCAUCCAUGCUCAAGAGUAUGAAUCAUUAUGCAAUAGAAAAGAACCAACAUGAGGAAAGGAAUUGACAGGUUGGGAUGGGGACAAAAUUGUGCACUCGGGCAGAGAAAAAGAGGUGACAAAUCAAAAGAGGGUUGCUUGGAACAUUCCAAAGUGUAACAUUUUAUUACCCAAUCCUACUUGGUAAAUUAUCGUAAUUAUUAUGUAGAUGAGAGAGGAUUCUGAAAUCUUCAAGAUGUUGCUGAAUUCUAAUUUCCAGUGAUAUAUACAGCCAGCUCAAUGGUGUGAUGUGCUUAGAAUUGGCUCCUCAACUUCUGGUGGUGCUUCCUCACCCCUCCAGAUACUCAGUGUGCAAGGGUGUGUGCUCCAUACUUGUGUGCUGCAUCCCUGUCCUUGCCUUAAAGGACAUGUGCACACCCAGCUGAAUGGGAAAGAAUCCUUCCUUUGCCUCUCAUAAUAGGACCAGACAAGGUGCCUCUUUCCACGGUGGAGUUAGCAUUUGCUCUGCCUCAUCUGUCAGAACAGUUGGGUUGGGUUCUCUUCCAGCCUUGUAGCCUUCAUUACAUUCAUUCAUUAAUAAUUAACUGAAGCAAUGAUUUCCGGAUGAGAGCAACAAGUAUCAAGCAGGAAUCUGGGUCUUAAUCCAAUUAAUUUGUUUUUGACCAAAGCCAUCAGUUUAUAACUAUUGAAAAAUUAAGCUUCCUGAGAACUACUGAAAAGUGUGCAUUUCUCUUUAUUCCAAGGGUUCAGAGCACCUAUUGAGUGUGUGUGCACCUCAGCUUCCCUCCAAUGCUUAAGGCAGAAUCCACUGGCUGGGUUCCUACUUUAUGCAUUGCAUGUAUCGUCAUCAUUAUCUGCUAUGGGGCAUCCUCGUCAUUUGGCUACACGGGUUUGGCGGUCUUCAUACUGAUUUACUGCGUUGUCCUGUUUAUCAUCUUCAUGUUAGGAUUACACCUCCAAUUGGCUUUCAUCCACUGGGGAUGGACGACUUUUGUCCGGGCUCUCAUUGGAGCAGUGGCUUUUCUCAUCACUGCCAUCAUUGUCUUCUUUAGCCGCCCAGAUGGAGGAGCCAUUGCUGGGGCGGUGGCUUCAAUUCUGACUGGAAUCCUCUUUGCCUAUGAUGCAUAUACCAUCUUGCCUACUCUCAGGAAAUCCCAUACAGCAGCUCCUUCCGAGCCUACAGAAGGGAUUUGAAGAAAACCAUCCCUCUUUCACCUCAAGACAAAACACCACACUGGACCCAUCUCCUAUUGCCUUCUAUGGGAUCUGUCCCCAAGAGACCACCUCCCCGUAUCAAUUUGACAACACCACAAUCUUGUUUUCCUUGGGUGCUCCGUAGGACAGAUUGUCGCCUGAAUUGGCAGGUCCUUUCCUCUUGUCUCCAUUUUAUGAAACUGUUCCAGCAACGGAAGAGAAGGGCGACUCUGGAAUCCUCCAGGAAAAUUGCAAAGCCCCAGUAAAAUGGAUUUCAUAGGUUUGUGACUAUUGGCUGCAUCUGAUUGAGAGUAAUUCCAUUUACUCUCUGGUUGAGAUGCAAAGAAAAUUAAGCCUUUACAUUUUUAGUCCUAUUAGUAGACAAUGACAGCAAAGUACAAAGGGACCUUCUCUUUUGGGGCCUCUGUUUGCCCUGCAGACUUCAGCUGCUUGCAUCCAGAUUUUCUAGAUAAGAAGCCACUGUUUUGAAAUCUAUCAAAUAGGACUUUUUCAAAUUUUGUAACUUUUGAAGAGCUUGCGUUCCACCCCGGGGUGGUAUUCACUUACUUUCCCUACCGAUUCGCAAAUGUGAGCGCACGACCGGUGCUCCCUUUGCUUCCGUGGGCCCCGUUCACACAUGCGUUCAGCCUUCUGCGCAUGUGUUCAGCCUUUGCAUGCAUGCGCACAGCGUGAAAAUGUGCCUAAAUAGGACAGUAUAGAGCCGGGGCGCGUGGACAGAUUCACCCAGAAUUUCCACUACCGGUUCGGGUGAAUAUCACCUCUGCUUCCGCUCCAUGAAAAGCUGUUUGAAAUUUCACUAAGCCAUCUUAAAUUCCCAUUUCUGAUAAAUGAUUUUUUAAAAAAUAAAGCAAGCACUUAAAAGGCAUCCUACCUUAGUAACUUUUUCUACACCAUUUAUUUUCUCCCCUAAUCUUCUCUCUCUUAGGGAACCCCAGUCUUUUAAAAAAAGGCACUAGGUUACGGAGAAGGGUUGUGUGUAUGUUCGGUCAUUGUGAUCAAGUGGAAAAAGUUAUGGUUGUUUGGUGAUGAGCUACUGAAACUUUCCAGAUUAAGGAAAACUUUUCUGAAUUACACUUCCAGGGCUUAAGACUCUGGUGCCAGGCAGAGUUCAUUACCCUGCCCUAUUUUGUAGAUAUAUAUUUUAUAUAAAAAGAGGAAGCACAGCAAACUUCUAUAUAAAAUAUUCAAAUUCAUAUACUUGAUGAUGAGGUCAUCCAUUCAGUCGUGUCCAACUCAUGGCAUUUCUGUGGGCCAGGUCUCUCCACAUUUUCUGAUCUUGCACUAUUUCUUUUGAGUUUUUCCCUAUGCUUUGGCUGGUUGUCAGCUUUGAUGGUGUCCAGCCACCAUGUUCUUCUGUGGCCUGGUUCCUUUCACCACUAAUUCUUCCAAGCAUAAUUGCUUUCGCCAGCGAAUUCCCCCCAACCCCCAAUGAGGUGGCCAAAAUAAGUGACAGAGUUUUGUGAUUUUGCCUUCCAGUGACGCGUCUGAGUUAUGCACUCAUAUACUUAUUAAAAGGCCAAUUUUUUUCCCAAAGAAGAAAACUUGGCUCACCUUGGUGCUGAUUUCUGGGUAUUUUUUAUGUAAUUAUUUUGGUGUAGUACAAAAUACAGCCUUGGCUAGGGCCCCAGUGAUCUAUAAGGAGACACAUAAGUGGCCUGAUUUUCUUCUGUGGAAUGUAUAUCAUUGCCUUAAGCUUAGAACACUUUGUCUGCAUUGGUAGGAAAGAUAGAAGAGAAAGGAGCAUGUCUACUGCCAUCUCUUGUCCAGUUUUCUCCUGUUGGAUCUUGGGCAGCUUGGCUUUAUUUUGUGCUUGCUGGAGAAAUAAAAUAGUUUUAAGAUGCAAAUAAACUAUAUCUGAAUUGG
Molecule: messenger RNA, 4227 nt
Organism: Thamnophis elegans (Western terrestrial garter snake)
Lineage: Eukaryota; Metazoa; Chordata; Lepidosauria; Squamata; Natricidae
Gene: PLP2
Product: proteolipid protein 2
Exons: 5
Coding region: 1939-2343 (134 amino acids)
Cellular component (GO): membrane
Source: RefSeq, a predicted model, not a curated record